Messenger RNA from Clonostachys solani, 759 nucleotides. NCBI's taxonomy places the organism in Eukaryota, Fungi, Ascomycota, Sordariomycetes, Hypocreales, Bionectriaceae. The record is from the annotation of a GenBank genome assembly.
AUGGGUUAUAUCACGGUAGCGAAUAUCACCCGAACCCAGCUGGAAAAGUCUAGCUUCGCAAUUGCUGGAGCGAUCUCCGACCUGACCCAUCGACCAUCGGAUCUACCUUUGAACCUCGACGUAUUUGCUCAUUUCUUCGCAGUCAACGACGGAAGAACAUCGAUUGGCGAUGUGUACUAUGCAAACUUUCUAGCGUCACGCAAUAUCUCAUCCACCCCAGAAGCCGCUCCGACCGAAGGCACCACGGUGAUCAACAUACCCAACCCAGGUACCACUACCACCCAUCCACUUGUGGAUGGUACAGAGAAUCUCCUUCAGAUAGCCGCCGCAGAAAAUACGGUCGAUGUUGAAGAAAGCGCAGACAUUCUCGCUGAGCGUAUAUCAGCGCCGAGUUGCGCCGAAGCUACCCACGCCGACCUGGAAAAUGUCCUGAACUAUACAGGUUCCCUCGAAUCCAAUGAUUCCGCCGUGGAAGAUGGCCUUGAUGGUACAGAUGAAGGUGAAACCGGUGCUGAUGACCUGGAAUGGGGAAGAUAUAUCCAUUUACACGAAGUGUUUGCAAGUGCCAAUCCAAAAUCCGACAUCUAUCACCGUUUAUGCCUCUUAGAAGUUGAAACAUUUGAGAUGGCCAAAGAAAUUGGAGACAAUCAACGAACACAACAUCAUAUAGAAGAUGGACAAAUUACUAUGCUGGUAUUUGAAAUCUCCCAGCGGCACAGGGACUGUACGGACAAAGUGGUCGACUUUUUUCUCUGCUGA